Rhizopus microsporus ATCC 52813 is the source of this 627-nucleotide messenger RNA. RefSeq lists its product as uncharacterized. Bases 1 to 627 code for a protein of 208 amino acids. The transcript is spliced from 3 exons. Lineage: Eukaryota; Fungi; Mucoromycota; Mucoromycetes; Mucorales; Rhizopodaceae. The record is from RefSeq and is a predicted model, not a curated record.
AUGGCAUUAAAGAGUGUGAGAAGCGCUCACCCUAACAAUAAAUGGAUCUUUAGAGUACUUGGCUAUGUAAUCAAUGCAUACAGAAAACAUUCACAUGUAUUCACAAAUCCAACAGGGAAAGUCAGUGAAUUUGACUUUAUGAUAAAACUACGAGAAGAAGUUUUGGAGUUGAUGGUUGGAAAUGACAAGGAAUUGUACAUCAAAUGGGGAGAAACCUCUACUGAUACCACAACAGCAGUCAAGCGCAUUAACAACAACAACAAGCCCUACACUAUUGGUUUCAACGUAGAUAGAAGAAGAAUCGCGUGUCAAGUAUUAAGAGUAGUAGAUAUAUGUCACGUUGAAUCAGCUAGAGCGUUCACUAAUUUUGGAAAGGUUGCCAGUGACAAGUUUAAACUUGCAGCCGAAACCAAAUGUACUAUUGAUGACAUUGUAAUGUCAGGAAAAAUCACCAAACAACGCAUCAUCAGUAUGCAAAGCCUACAGAUAUUUGGAUUACAAGCUAUUACAUCCACUUUGAACUUUCUUGAUCGCGGAUUUUAUGUCAACUGUCUUGAUUAUGAUCUUUCAUUUAGCAACAAAUUUAGCCUUUUCGCAGACAUUGAAUCAUGUGGAUACGUCAAUUGA